Messenger RNA from Mesocricetus auratus (golden hamster), 3427 nucleotides. It is a transcript of the gene Bbs1, whose product is annotated as Bardet-Biedl syndrome 1. Gene Ontology annotation, molecular function: smoothened binding; patched binding. Gene Ontology annotation, cellular component: axoneme; BBSome; centrosome. The transcript is spliced from 17 exons. Gene Ontology annotation, biological process: non-motile cilium assembly; protein localization to cilium. The coding region runs from base 54 to 1835 and encodes 593 amino acids. Lineage: Eukaryota; Metazoa; Chordata; Mammalia; Rodentia; Cricetidae. The record is from RefSeq and is a predicted model, not a curated record.
CUAUUGGGUGUUGCGCAACGGCGGGGGUAGUUGCCAAGGCGACGCCAGGGAAGAUGGCUGCAACGCUUUCAUCGGAUUCCGACAGCGGGAAAGCUGAGAGCAACGAAGCCAAUUCGAAAUGGCUGGAUGCGCACUACGACCCCAUGGCCAACAUCCACACCUUCUCCUCCUGCCUGGCUCUGGCAGAUUUGCAUGGCGACGGGGAGUACAAGCUGGUGGUGGGAGACCUUGGCCCAGGUGGGCAGCAGCCCCGCCUGAAGGUGCUCAAAGGACCAACGGUGCUGACUGAAAACCCACUGCCUGCCCUGCCAGCCUCUGCUGCCACCUUCCUCAUGGAGCAACAUGAGCCCAGGACGCCAGCCCUGGCACUUGCCUCAGGGCCUUGUGUCUAUGUAUACAAGAAUCUUAGACCCUACUUCAAGUUCAGCCUGCCCCAAUUACCUCCAAACCCUCUGGAACAAGAUCUAUGGAAUCAAGCCAAAGAGGACCAGAUCGACCCCUUAACCCUGAAGGAGAUGCUGGAGGGCAUCCGGGAAAAGGCAGAGGUACCUUUGUCUGUACAGUCACUCAGGUUUCUGCAGCUGGAGCUGAGUGAAAUGGAGGCAUUUGUGAACCAGCACAAGGCCAAGGUUAUCAAGCGGCAGACAGUCAUCACCACCAUGACCACCCUGAAGAAAAACCUGGCGGAUGAGGAUGCGGUGUCAUGCCUGGUGCUGGGCACUGAGAACAAGGAGCUCCUAGUGCUUGACCCUGAGGCCUUCACCAUUUUGGCCAAGAUGAGUCUGCCCAGUGUCCCUGUCUUCCUGGAGGUUUCCGGCCAGUUUGAUGUGGAGUUCCGGCUGACUGCUGCCUGCCGAAAUGGGAGCAUCUAUAUCCUGAGAAGAGACUCAAAACACCCCAAGUAUUGCAUCGAGUUGAGUGCCCAACCUGUGGGGUUGGUCCGGGUACACAAGAUCCUGGUGGUGGGCAGCACCCAAGAGAGUCUGCAUGGCUUCACCCACAAGGGUAAGAAGCUGUGGACAGUGCAGAUGCCUGCAGCCAUCCUGACCAUGAACCUUCUGGAGCAGCGUUCCCGGGGCCUCCAAGCUGUCAUGGCUGCUCUGGCCAAUGGGGAAGUCCGCAUUUACCGUGACAAGGCCCUGCUUAAUGUCAUCCAUGCCCCUGAUGCUGUAACCAGCCUUUGCUUUGGCCGAUACGGGCGAGAAGACAACACCCUCAUCAUGACCACUCGAGGGGGUGGCCUGAUCAUCAAGAUCCUGAAGCGUACAGCAGUGUUUGUGGAAGGGACAGGUGAGACGGGCCCACCACUAGCACAGACCACAAAACUCAGUGUGCCCCGAAAGACCCGGCUGUAUGUGGAUCAGACCCUGCGAGAGCGGGAAGCUGGCACAGCCAUGCACCGAACCUUCCAGACAGACCUCUACCUACUGCGCCUGCGGGCUGCCAGAGCCUACGUACAGGCCCUGGAGUCCAGCCUGAGCCCCAUGUCAACCACAGCUCGGGAGCCACUCAAGCUGCAUGCUGUGGUUCAAGGCCUGGGUCCCACCUUUAAGCUCACACUUCACCUACAGAACACCUCGACAGCUCGGCCAGCACUGGGGCUGCAGGUCUGCUUCCUGUACAAUGAGGCCCUCUAUGCCCUGCCCCGGGCCUUCUUCAAGGUCCCUUUGCUGGUGCCAGGACUCAGUUACCCGCUGGAGACCUUUGUGGAGAGUCUCAGUAGCAAGGGCAUUUCAGACAUGAUCAAGGUGCUGGUGCUCCGGGAAGGCCAGAGUGCACCCCUGCUGAGUGCCCACAUCAACAUGCCUGUGAGUGAGGGCAUGGCAGCUGCCUGAGCCCUGGGCCAGCAUUCAAGCCUCCACACAAUGGAGCCAGCCAGAUCCACAACUUCAGUGCCCCCAGGCCAUGCCCCCACACUGCAGGGUAGUGAGGCAUCAGCUUUCUGUGCCUCUCUGAAAUAGUCCCUGCUCCCUACUCUCGCCACUGGGCCUGACCCACAAGACAGGGAGUGCUCGGAAUCAGCAACUCCUCCCUGGGAACCCUCUAGAGCACUGACCUGCUGCCUACCACCCUUCCCCGCUCUUUAAAGAAACCUCAGGUCCUAGGAAGAGACCUGAGGUGACCAAGGUGAGCAGAGGCCCCAUCCUUCCUUACUUCACUCAUCUGUUUGAGAUCAGCUCAAGGUCUUGGCCAGGAAUUCGGCUGCAACUGCUCUGUUGCCCUUUAAGGUUUCAGGGGGCAGACACAUGCGCUAAGCUCCCUCAUGAUAAAGGGACUCCUCUUUCUACCUUGCAGCCAGGAGACACAGGGCUGUCCACAAGUCUUAGACCAGCCACAAAGAUUGCCAGAGGAGGUGGGGCAAGAGGUAGAGGAGAUCCCUGUGAGGGGCUAGUGGUCCAGCCCCAGCCAAAGCUCCCACACUGCAGCUGCUCCUGACCUGAACGCUCGCAUCCACAGCAUCAUUCCUGAAAUGGAAUACCAGCCUAGAUAGCAGAGCUAGGGCUGACGACACCAGGAAGACCUGGGAAGUGGCCCAAGAAGCUGUGCCUACAAGUACCUGUCAGGGUACACUUAGGCCCAGGAACACAAGAUGGUCCAGAGGGUCAAAUGUUUCUGUGCAGUGGCCAGAAUAUGCACAAGGUCCCUGAAAAGGUACACAUGAGUGGUAUAGAACGAAGUUGAAGGCUAAAUGUGUUUAAAUUACAAGGGCCAGCAACCUCUGGCCCUCCUCAAAAACCAUUCUGAACCACUUGAGAACCAGGAGCCCUGCUCCAUGGAGACCAAUAUUUUCUCCUGUCUGACCAGGUUCAGCCUGGUGUGUGGCACAGGUACUAUGUGAGUGGGGUUGUGAUGUUACAAGUUGUGUAUGGGGUCAAAUGACAUUCUAGUCCCUUUCGCCCCAAUCAAGCUGUGAAAUAAGAACAAAACAUUUAAUGUGCUCUCUCUCCAUAGCUGUUCAUGAUGAUACAAAGGAGAGACACAUGCCCAGGCCCUACGAUGUAACACAGUAUCAUUCUAUGCACUGGUUAGCAAGAAAUGUGUGGCUGGGCCAAUGGUUGUGCUCACCUUUAAUUCCAGCACUUGGGAGGUAGAGACAAGCAGGUCUCUGUGAGUUCUAGGCCAGCCUGGUCUACAGAGUGAGUUCCAGGACAGCUGUUACUGUUACCCUGUCUAGAAAAAAAAAAAAAACAAAGAGGAGGGGGAAGAAAUGUAUGUCCUGCCCCUUAUGGACACAAAGGAACAUGAACUUAAACAGUGCAGAGUGCCCAGUACACACAGGAGUGAGAAUGCUAAGAAAUUAUGAACAUUAAGGAUGAGAAGAGUCUAUAUCUGUUUUCAUAAUACUUCAUUUGAAGUACACACCUAUGUAGUGAUCUGGAAUAGACUAUUUAAUAUAAAAUAAAUGCCUUCUUCCUAUUCCACAGGA